AUCCUCCUCCCAUAUAUCGUGAACUUUACUCUUGGCAUAAGUGACACGAGUUUGUCUUUAAAAGCGCAAAGGCGGAACGGACAACUCUCAGUUAGCAAGACUCGGUGUCUGACACACACAUCCAUCGAGAAGUAUUUGACAGACGUCACAUCACUAAACAUGGGCUCUUCCCGCGUAUUGGGACUUCAUUUGAUGCUUUUACUCGUUCUUGUGUGCGAGGCAUCGGAAGAUGAACUUCAGCGAGAGGUGACACUUUCACCUGAGGAGAUGAAAUAUAUGAUGUUACAGAGACCAAUACUUCCUGACAUGUCCAAGUUGAUGAAACUAAUAGUUUCAGCCUCUUCAGGGCCAGAUAUGAGCCCAAUAGAAGACACAAAUUUUCAUCCUGAGGACGUCAGAAGUGGACGCAGAGUUUUAGGUCCUCGCUCCAUGGGACCCAACAUGGGGCCGGAGAUUCUUUUCCCACCAGCCUUUCCAACUAUCGGCAACCUCCAAGAUAUCUGUAAAUUUAGUAAAGCUCCGGUCCGAUACCCUAAAGACAUGUUUCCUUCGAGUGGCUUUGGUAGGGAGCAUCGUCAGGCUGAUGCUGUCAAUCGACUUCAGCCGUGGUAUGGUGUGUGCUGUGGCCUUAAUGCAACACAGGAAGAGCAAAUCUGUUGUGCUAUACAAGCGUGGAAGAGGACUCUUUCUGCUUUCUGCGAUGAAGAAUUCUCUGUUAAAACCAGUCAGUAUUCCUGCUGCCACAAGACAAAGCAGGCCAGAUGGACGUGUUUCGAUAAAGAGGUUUCAGAUUCUUCAUACAAUGUCUCUUCUGAGGUCUCAAAUGCCUACACUCCACUCAAGGUCAAAGGCUUCAAAUAUAACCCCAAUGCUUGCAAAGGGUAGUAUUCUCCUGGAGUUUAACCAGUGUGUUUGGGUUUAAAUGUGCAUUCUAUAAAUGUUUCCUCAUGAAAAAAGUUGUAAUACUUAAGAAAUGAAUUGUAAUUUGUAACAAAUGUAGAAGAUCACAUGACCAUCCGAAUACUACUUGUGUAAUCCAGUAACUGCCCUGUUAUAGGACACUUUAAGUAAUGGUUUAAAUUAAUCAUGGCUUGGUGUCAUUCCAAGAUGACAAAAAUGACUAAGUGCACCUUUUAAAAGGCAAAUGAGAACAUUGAAGAAGGUUUUUUGAACAUGGGGUGGAUUUAUAAUCAUAUAAUGAAAUAUAACAUAUGAAAACUGUUCUUGUGCAAACCUGCGCUCCUGAUAUAACAGCAUAUAAAAGUAUAAAGUAUUAGCUCGUGUUAGUAUUAUUGUUUUAGAAGUUAUGGUGUUGUUAAUCAUUUUAGGGACUGAUUAAUUUUCCGUGUUUUAGACAGUUGAUCGGUGAUCAGCUCAAUUCAAUGACGGGAUUAUUUAGUAGCUUCAUUCUUUCUUGAUUAUUCUUUUUGAAAACAUUGUAAGUGCACUGUUAAUGUCUUUCAGUAUUAUUUUUUUCUCCUCACAUUUUCGUAAAGAGUAAGUUUAAAUCAUUUAAUCAUCAUAAUCUUCUUUUUCUCAUCAUUUUCAUUAUUGUUGAUUAAAUAAAAAUACUUGUCAAUCCUUUCGUUAACGAGAUGAACAGAUAAUACAGCAGUUUUCAAAUAACAUUAAUUAAUUGUCAUUUAUUUUUAAUAUGUACAAUAUUUUGACAGCACUUCACAGGUUAAGCUGGAAAGCCAACCAUUUCCCUCCUUUCCAUGUCUAUGGAUGUGGCUGGAAAAUUAAAAAAUAAAAUGAAUGCAUGUUUGUUUUUUGUUUUCAAACAUUUGGAAUGUCACAGAGUUGUGUACAGAAACAUUGAGUGAACCAAGAGUUUGGUUGGAUAGACCGUGAUGUUUUUUCUAGUUUAUACAUGCUAAGCUAUUUCUAUUAUUUGGAUUUUUUGACUCGAUACAUUUUCAUUAUGAAUGUGAUUUGGUUUUAUUCCCAUUUUUAUUUCAUCACAUUAUUGUUUAUAUUACAUGAUAGAUGGAAACUCCAAAUAAUAUUUUUAAAUAUCUGUUCUAUGCACAAAUUCCAUUCAUCAAAAAUAAUAAAAUGUUUUUUAACUGCUG
Molecule: messenger RNA, 2075 nt
Organism: Xyrauchen texanus (razorback sucker)
Lineage: Eukaryota; Metazoa; Chordata; Actinopteri; Cypriniformes; Catostomidae
Gene: ecm1b
Product: extracellular matrix protein 1b
Exons: 6
Coding region: 160-885 (241 amino acids)
Biological process (GO): regulation of bone mineralization; signal transduction
Cellular component (GO): extracellular region
Source: RefSeq, a predicted model, not a curated record